Molecule: messenger RNA, 1396 nt
Organism: Diatraea saccharalis (sugarcane borer)
Lineage: Eukaryota; Metazoa; Arthropoda; Insecta; Lepidoptera; Crambidae
Source: the annotation of a GenBank genome assembly
GCCACUAGUAUACCGACGGCUGUAUGCAACGAACGUCAUAACUGUGAUUUAAAUCCAUAUUUUAAGUGUCAAAAAUGUCAUUAACCGCCAAUAUCGGAGGCUACCCAAUAAGACUUUUUGUGUUUAGUUUGUUAUUCCACUGCAGUUUUCAAUUGUUACCUUUGCCUGACUUCAUCCAUCCAUGCCACGAGCUAACAGAUGAAUGCUUCACAAAAGCUACGUUGGAUGCCAUUCCUGGUAUGGUGAAAGGUAUCCCGGAGGCCGGCAUCCCGACCCUAGACCCACUGUUCAUAGACAAGAACAUUAGUAUUGAGCUACCAGGAAAUUUAAAGAUGCAGUUCCAUAAUGCCAAGCUAGUUGGUCUCAGCACAUGUGUGCCGAAUAAAGUGUCGUCACGUCGUGAGAAACGCGUAUUUACAUUUGACAUGAACUGCAAUUUCACCAUCCGCGGCCUUUACAGCUUACGUGGUCGCUUGCUGCUCUUCAACCUUGAUACCGAGGGCUCAGCUAAGAUUAAGAUAUGGAACCAACACAUCCGCUUGGAGGUGGUAGAAAAGGUUGUUCGUAACAAAGAGGGCGAAGGUCACUACAAGAUAAACUCGUACAAAUACAAGGCUGACUACGGCACCGACCUCAAGAUGAACCUCACCAACCUCAUCAGAGGCAAUCCGGAAAUCAGUGCUAAUCUUCUUCAAGUCUUGAACCGAGACUCGCAACUGUUUGCCAACGAGUUUGGUGGUCCCAUACUCGACUACGCCAUAGAUUAUGCCAUGAACGUCACGCAGCGUUUCUUCGACGCAUACACCUACGACCAGCUCAGCCAUAUACCACUUACCGAUGAUUUCUUUGUCAAAGAAUAGAUUAAGUGCUAUAUCACCAGCUAGAAUUAGUCGUCGUUCAGUGAGUAAAUUCAUACAUUAGCUGUCGAUCAACGUACUUGGAAGUUUAUUAAGACAAGAAAACUAAUGCCCGUGCCAGACAUACAUGCAUGGACACUUCUUUGUUCAAACACAAUAUAAGCGCACAAAUAUGUGACAAAAUAUCAAAUACCCUUGCCACAUAAGUGUGAACACUUAUGUGAUGAAAUAAGUGCGUAUGUCUGGCGCCGGAGUAACAAGAAUUUGUGAAUAUAAAAGAGUACUCAUAGUACACACACAUAGUCGCAGCUAUCUAUGCGUAUCGGCAGGGCGAGGAGAGAGCCAAAAGCGCGGGCGGCGCGUUACUGGUGGAAAUGGUGGAUUGAUCGAUAAGGAUUUGCUUUACUUAAGCGAUUUAUCCUUCAUUCUCUGACGAUUGCAAAAGAAAGGGACAAAGACAUUUUUAAAGCUCAUUCGUCACAUUUAGAAAUAAGAUUCGUUGGUACUUCAUAAGACUUUGAAUAAAUGUUGUAUAUUAU